UACCGGAAGUAGUAUUCGUGUUUACACUCCCAAAAUAGCGAGUGAAGUAAUCUUCGUAGCAUCGGUAUAAGAUUUGUGCAUUGUGUGUUCACAUCGUUUGUAAACGUAUAUUGCAUUCCUGAUACGAACAUGGAGUCUAGUGAUACAGGGAGAGGAGGAUGGAAAAACAAGAAUACACAGCCACAGAAACAGAAGAUGAACUUGAACAUUAUACGCCAAGAGCAAUUGAUAGCUGAGAAAAAGAAGGAAAUUGAGGCCAAAUUGGCCGAGCAAGCCAAAAUUAAUGCACAAACCCCCAACGAAUGUCUGCCUGCAAGUUCUCCUACUAUGCAAGGACCCACCUCCAACAAGUUUGUAAAUGAUGGAAGCUUCUUACAACAGUUCAUGAUGAUGCAGAAGCAGAAACCGAACAGUGUGUCUGGUUCCCCCAUUGACAACAAAAGUCAGUCAUCUUCCCCGGGUGGAAACGCAUUCCAAAGAAAAAACAUCUUCGCUGGCAAGCGCCCUGGCGUUGGCAGCAUGCUUAGCCAGUUUAGGAGCUAUUCGCAGUCCAAGAAGAGUCCAGUUCUCAGCCAGAGGCCAAGUGUGUUUUGCUCCCCAGAUGACGAUGAUGAGGAGGAAGAGAUUGAUGUCUCCGAAUUCUUAAAUAUGAAAGUUUCUCCCCCAGAGGACCCAGACACCAGACUGAUUAUCAACAAGUUGGCCUCUUUUGUGGCGGAGGGGGGACCUGAGCUGGAGAGGAGGGCCAAAGAAGAUUACAAGGACGAUCCUGUUUUCUCAUUUUUGUAUGAUAGAAACUGUAUGGAAUAUCUCUACUACAAAAAGAGGGUUGCUGAAUUAAGAAAGAAUGCUCCAACGCCUUCCAAAACGUCAGAUAAUGUCUCCCCCCCAGUGGACGCGGAAACCCAGCAAGUGGCCGAGAAGCUGGCCAGGUUUGUGGCUGAGGGUGGCCCAGAGGUGGAAAACAUCGCCAUCGAGCGUAACCGUGAUAACCCCACCUUCAGUUUUUUAUUUGAUCUCAAAAACCCGGCCAACCGUUACUACAAAGAGAAGCUCCGAGAGUAUCGUGCUGCAGCUUCCCAGAAUUCUUCACCUCCAGCAGCAGAGUCCAGGGCAGAGCCGCAGAGACCAGCUGCUCCUCCCCGACCCCAGAUUGCGUUCUCUCCGGCAUCUCAGCCGCACACUCAGGUGGAAGAUACGCCGCCUGUAAAACGCAAGAGGAAGAGUCGAUGGGGGUCCGAAGAUGACAAAGUGGAGCUUCCCAUUCCACCCAUCGUUGUCUCCCAGGAAACCGGUGUUCCAGACCCCAACAUGCCAUCUCUCUCUGCUCAAGAUCUUCAAGGUCUUGGUUAUAAGAAAGGGAAGCCCGCUGGUCUCGUCGGUGUCACAGAACUGUCGGAAGACCAGAAGAGGCAGCUAAAAGAGCAACAAGAGAUGCAAGAGAUGUAUGACAUGAUCAUGAAACACAAGCGCGCAAUGGCCGAGAUGCAGCUGAUGUGGGACAAGGCCAUAAAAGACCACCAACACGAGUACGACAGUGACGAAGAGGUGGACCAGGAGGCCGGCACCUGGGAGCAUCGUCUCCGGAAAAUGGAAAUGGAGAAGACACGAGAGUGGGCAGAAUCUCUGACAGACAUGGGCAAAGGGAAACACUUCAUUGGAGACUUCCUCCCUCCUGAGGAGCUGGAGAAGUUUAUGGAAACUUUUAAAGCACUCAAGGAGGGGCGGGACCCAGAUUACUCUGAAUACAAAGAGUUUAAAUUGACAGUCGAGAACCUGGGUUUCCGCAUGCUGAUGAAGAUGGGCUGGAAGGAAGGUGAAGGCCUUGGCAGUGAAGGACAAGGCAUCAAGGCUCCUGUCAACAAGGGAACGACAGCGAUGAAUGGAGCAGGGUUUGGUGUUGACCGUCCAGCCGACCUCGCAAAAAGCGAUGAUGAGUAUGAUGCCUUCAGAAAGAGGAUGAUGCUUGCCUACCGAUUUAGGCCUAAUCCAUUGAAUAAUCCACGGAGACCAUACUACUGACUGGAAACAGCUGCAUACGCAAAUGGAAGAAAGAUGAAAACUCAACUCGCUUGUAAAAUGUGACAUCAUUGCACAAUGGAAAUAUCUGACAGUGCGUGUGUGCGUGAACAGAAUAACAAGGGUGACUACCUGCUAGAUUCCCCCUAAAUGUUAGGUUUUGUUCAGGUUUGAAUAUUCCGACUGCAUCUGUCUCACAAUCAAUUACUGUUCUGUGUUUCACCGGAAAUAAUUAAAGAUGCCCUGUACACUUA
Molecule: messenger RNA, 2273 nt
Organism: Hippocampus comes (tiger tail seahorse)
Lineage: Eukaryota; Metazoa; Chordata; Actinopteri; Syngnathiformes; Syngnathidae
Gene: sugp1
Product: SURP and G patch domain containing 1
Exons: 14
Coding region: 130-2022 (630 amino acids)
Biological process (GO): RNA processing
Cellular component (GO): nucleoplasm
Molecular function (GO): RNA binding
Source: RefSeq, a predicted model, not a curated record